AUGCAAGCACAUAACCUGCUGUCGAGGAACACUAACGAUAUCAGAAGAAAUAACAAUCAAGCACAGCUCAAUGCUGGCACCAGUUCGGUUGGUCGUCCUUCGUUAAUUAUUUCAAGGGAGCAAGUCGGGUAUUUGAUGGAUUGCAAUUUCACAGUCAAAGAGAUGAGUGACAUACUCGGCGUAUCCAAAAAAACAGUUGAAAGAAGAAUGAGUCAAUAUGAGCUAACAAACAUGAAUAGGUUCACUGCAAUAAAUGAUGAGCGAUUGGAUGCCAUAGUGAGUGAAAUCAAAAGCUCGUCACCUGAUUGUGGUUCCAAAUUAUUAUCUGGAUAUCUUCGAGCAAGAAAUAUCCAUGUUCAAAGAAGGCGUGUUAGGGAAUCCCUAACUAGGGUUGAUCCAUUGGGUAUUCAAGCUCGGCGUUGUAGAACAGUUCAACGAAGGGUCUAUAAUGUUUCACCUCCCCUUGCUUUAUGGCACUUUGACGGAAAUCAUAAACUAAUACGCUGGCGCUUGGUUGUGCACGGAUGUGUUGACGGGUAUAUACCCGCAAUCCUGUGCACAGGCGGCCCAAUCUCUGAACGUCCUAUAUAUUUUGAAUAUUUAACCGUUAUUAUAUUUUAAAAUAACAAAAUAAUUCAAAAAAUAUUAACAAUAUAUGUAAAAUAUAUAUCUCACUUGUUAAUAGAAUCCAUUUGUUGUGUUUCUGAGUCUAGUUGAUGCGCGGAUUGCUUUACGUUUUCGUCGUACUUGAACGGUCAUCAGUACUAUGGCACUGGACGACAUGGCCGUAUAGGACAUAAAUAACUACAAGGCUAGCCACUUAUCUGAUACACUCUCCGACAUCGAGUCCAAUAUCUCGCCUCAGAAUCGUCGCAGAGCAAUAAAUUUCACAUCGUCUAAUAGCACGAACGUUCCUCUUUCGAAAGAACUUGGUUUCUUCACCAUUGCGGCAAUUCCCGUGACACAGGACGAACUUUGUUUGUCAAAAGUCCAAAUUUCCAUUUUCGACAGAGGCGCUAACCCCAUGGUAGUAGCCACGAGAGCUGCUCAGCAACCUGGCCUCCUCAUUUGAAAACAUUCUAUCAGGGGGGGGGGAGGAGCUGGACUGGAAUGAGGGGGCUUUCAAAGCAACACAAUAAAACACACGACAUAAAUGUUUAAUACUUGUUUAUUGUCGAAUACAUCAUGAUAAAGUAAUAAUUUCUGUUUAUAUCGUGUGUUUUAUCGUGUUGCUUUGAAAGCCCCCUCAUUCCAGUCCAGCUCCUCCCCCCCCCCCUGAUGGAAUGUUUUCAAACGAGGAGGCCAGGUUGCUGAAGCAGCUCUCGUGGCGACGAUCAUGGGGUUAGCGCGUCUGUCGAAAAUGAAAAUUUGGACUUUUGACAAACAAAGUUCGUCGUGUGUCGCGGGAAUUACCGCAAUGGUGAAGAAACCAAGUUCUUUCGAAAGAGGAACGUUCGUACUAUUAGACGAUGUGAAAUUUAUUGCUCUGCGACGAUUCUGAGGCGAGAUAUUGGACUCGAUGUCGGAGAGUAUAUCAGAUAAGUGGCUAGCCUUGUAGUUAUUUAUGUCCUAGUAUGGCCAUGUCGUUCAGUGCCUGUACUGACGACCGUUCAAGUACGACGAAAACGUAAAGCAAUCGCAUCACUAAACUCAGAAACACAACAAAUGGAUUCUAUUAACAAGUGAGAUAUAUUUUUCACAUAUAUUGUUAAUAUUUUUUUAAUUAUUUUGUUAUCUUAAAAUAUUAUAACGGUUACAUAUUCAAAAUAUAUAGGACGUUCAGAGAUUGGGCCGCCUGUGACCUAUGUACUUAAAGUGCAGCAACAACAAUAAGGCGAACACUGUUCUAACACUUUUUGUAAAGACUGUAGAUGAUUGGGGCCUCCCAUCAAGAGUGCGAUGUGACAAGGGAGGAGAGAAUGUCGAUGUUACUCGUUAUAUGAUUAAUCGUCCGAUGCGAGGGCCUGAUCGUGGGUUUGCAAUAACUGGCAAAAGUGUACACAAUCAGCGGAUAGAGCGGCUGUGGCGUGAUGUCUUUCAGGGAGUGUUGAAACCGUUUUACAUUCUUUUCUAUUUAAUGGAAGAUUAUGGCAUACUAGAUCCUUGCGUCCAAACUGACCUAUGGUGUCUUCAUUAUGUAUUUUUGAAGGAAAUAAAUGAUUGUUUAUCUCGUUGGGUUGAAGGAUGGAUACGACAUCCACUAAGAACUGAGCACAAUCGAAGCCCUUUGCAGCUUUGGAUCACUGGCAUGCGUUGGAGUAGUAUAAAUGUCCCUCAACCAGACAGCAAUAACUGGGACCUUUUUGGUAUUGAUUGGACUGGUCCUAUACCCAUGGGGGAUGAAGCCAUUGCAACUACACUCGAAGUCCCGGAAACAGUAUUUCCAGUGGCCGAUGAAGUGAGAAUUGAGUUGAAUGAAACUUUAUCCGAGAUAAGCAGCCAUCACGGAGAUGACAUUAUGGAACAAUAUUACGUUGUACGAAAUUGCGUUAGAGCAAUAAUUUCAGAACAACGUGGACAAACAACAUAG
Molecule: messenger RNA, 2530 nt
Organism: Paramuricea clavata
Lineage: Eukaryota; Metazoa; Cnidaria; Anthozoa; Malacalcyonacea; Plexauridae
Source: the annotation of a GenBank genome assembly